AUGAAGCUGGUGUUUGAUUGCUGGUACAGAGCCACAGGCAGUGUUUAUGGGCAGCAAGCGUGGGAUAGGGGAUACCGCCAAGUUAUUGCCGAGAUCGAUAGCCAGUGCUCCCGAUUCAAAAUAAAUUUUGAUCUUAUGAUGUCACUGAUGAUGGGAUCAAGAUACCGCAACUUGUUCAAUAUUGGUCUUAACUAUCAUGCUGGCUAUGAUAGCUACGCGCAAAUAAAGGAGUCCAAGCUCGUUUUAAAAGCAUCAGCUCGCAAAGGCCAUCUUUUCCUUAUGGGCUUUAGCUGGCAACUUGACGUCAGUGGCCAGCCCAAUAUCCUUCAGAAGCCCAACUACGUACCAAGUCAUAUCGAUUUGCCACCACUCAAGCCCGUGUCUAGCUGA
Molecule: messenger RNA, 390 nt
Organism: Striga asiatica
Lineage: Eukaryota; Viridiplantae; Streptophyta; Magnoliopsida; Lamiales; Orobanchaceae
Source: the annotation of a GenBank genome assembly